Molecule: messenger RNA, 3072 nt
Organism: Acanthosepion pharaonis
Lineage: Eukaryota; Metazoa; Mollusca; Cephalopoda; Sepiida; Sepiidae
Source: the annotation of a GenBank genome assembly
AUGAAAUGCAAAAUUCUUUAUGACAUAAACACGAAAACAACGAUCAAGGUUUUUUUCUUCGUUGUUUUCUUCUUUUUUCUUUGUUUUCUUUUCUUUUUGUUGUUUUCUUUUCUUUUGGUUCUUUUUCUUCUCUUUUCUUUUUUUUUCUUUUUCUGUUUUUUCUUUUUCUUGUUUUUUUUCUCUAUUUUUCUUUCAUGUGUAUUUAAUAAAUUUCUUUUUUUCUCUCUCUCUCUCUCUCUCUCUCUCUCUCUCUCUCUUCUCUUUCUUUCUUCUCAUCUCUCUCUUUCAUCUCCCUCUCUUUCAUCUCUCCCUCUCUUUUCCUUUCUUGCCUCCCUUUUCUUUCCUUUCCUCUUUCAUCUCUCUCUCUUUCAUCUCUCUCUCUUUCAUCUCUCUCUCUCUUUCAUCUCUCUCUCUCUUUCAUCUCUCUCUCUCUUUCAUCUCUCCCUCUCUUUUCCUUUCUUGCCUCUUUUCCCCCUCUCCCUCUUCCCCCUCUCUUUUCCUUUCCACCCUUUUCCUUUCUUUCCUCUUUUCUCCCCCCCCCUCUCUCCUUUUUUUUGUGUCCAGGCCUUUUCUAUUAUCCUUUAUUUUCUCUUCUACUCUUCUUUUUUUCCUCUCUCUCUUUCUCCCUCUCUUUUUCUCUCAUUUGUACACUUAUUUUCUCCCUUCCUUUCAAUCAAUCUCUUUUCUCUCUUCCUCAUUUGCUUUUCCUCUUUUUUCUCUCUCUCAAUUACUCUUUUCUCUCUCUCUCUCUCUCAAUUACUCUUUUCUCUCUCUCUCUCUCAAUUACUCUUUUCUCUCUCUCUCUCUCUCUCUCAAUCCUUUUUUUCUCUCUCUCUCAAUCACUCUUUUCUCUCUCUCUCAAUCACUCUUUUCUCUCUCUCUCUCUCUCUCAAUCACUCUUUCUCUCUCUCUCUCUCUCAAUCACUCUUUUCUCUCUCUCAAUCACUCUUUUUCUCUCUCUCAAUCACUCUUUUCUCUCUCUCAAUCCUCUUUCUCUCUCUCAAUCACUCUUUUCUCUCUCUCAAUCACUCUUUUCUCUCUCUCUCAAUCACUUUUCUCUCUCUCUCUCUCAAUCCUCUUUUCUCUCUCUCUCUCUCAAUCCUUUUUCUCUCUCUCUCUCUCAAUCCUCUUUUCUCUCUCUCUCUCUCUCUCUCUCUCUCUCUCUCUCAAUCUCUUUUCUCUCUCUCUCUUUCUCUCUCUCUCAAUCACUCUUUCUCUCUCUCUCUCUCUCUUCAAUCUCUCUCUCUCUCUCUCUCUCUCUCAAUCACUUUUUCUCUCUCUCUCUCUCUCUCUCUCUCUCACUCUUUUCUCUCUCUCUCUCUCUCAAUCACUCUUUUCUCUCUCUCUCUCUCUCAAUCACUCUUUUCUCUCUCUCUCUCUCUCAAUCACUCUUUUUUCUCUCUCUCUCUCUCUCAAUCACUCUUUUCUCUCUCUCUCUCUCUCAAUCACUCUUUUUUCUCUCUCUCUCUCUCAAUCACUCUUUUCUCUCUCUCUCUCUCAAUCACUCUUUUUUCUCUCUCUCUCUCUCUCUCUCUCUCAAUCACUCUUUUUUCUCUCUCUCUCUCUCUCUCUCUCAAUCACUCUUUUUCUCUCUCUCUCUCUCUCUCAAUCUUUUCUCUCUCUCUCUCUCUCUCUCACUCUUUUUUUCUCUCUCUCUCAAUCUUUUUCUCUCUCUCUCUCUCUCAAUCCUCUUUUUUCUCUCUCUCUCUCAAUCCUCUUUUCUCUCUCUCUCUCUCUCUCUCUUUUUCUCUCUCUCUCUCAAUCCUCUUUUUCUCUCUCUCUCUCUCUCAAUCACUCUUUUCUCUCUCUCUCUCAAUCACUCUUUUCUCUCUCUCUCUCUCAAUCACUCUUUUCUCUCUCUCUCUCAAUCACUCUUUUCUCUCUCUCUCUCAAUCACUCUUUUCUCUCUCUCUCUCAAUCACUCUUUUCUCUCUCUCUCAAUCCUCUUUUCUCUUUCUCUCUCAAUCACUCUUUUCUCUCUCUCUCUCAAUCACUCUUUUCUCUCUCUCUCAAUCACUCUUUCUCUCUCUCUCUCAAUCACUCUUUUCUCUCUCUCUCUCAAUCACUCAAUCAAUCACUCUUUUUCUCUCUCUCUCUCUCUCUCUCUCAAUCAAUCACUUUUUUUUUCUCUCUCUCUCUCUCUCUCAAUCAAUCACUCUUUUUUUUUCUCUCUCUCUCUCUCUCUCUCUCUCUCUCUCUCUCUCAAUCAAUCACUCUUUUUUCUCUCUCUCUCACUCUCAAUCUCUUAGCCACUCUCUCUCUCUCUCUCAAAAUACCCCUCUAUAUUGGGUUUCUUGUUCUCUCUCUCUCUCUCUCUCAUGUUCCUUGUCCCCUCUCUCAUUUCCCAGUCAUGUCAUCUCUCCUGUUCCCCUGCCCUCAUCAGCUUCCUGUCAUCUAUCCUCCCCUCCCCAUCAUGUUCCAUCUACCCACAAUCACACCUCUUUCUCUGUCUUCACCCACCAACCCUCCCGUUCCUCUGUCAAGCACCCCGCCCCCUCUGCUGGUCAUCUCUCCUGUUCCCCUUCAGGUUCUAUGUCUGGUAACCACUCUCGUUAUCCCUCCCGCUGUCAUUUCUUGUGUCCCCCUAUCAGGCUCCCACUCCCAUCAUCUCUCUUGUUGUCCUAUCAGGUUUUCCAUUCUGCCAUCUCUCCUGUUCCUCCAUCAGGUUACCACUCGCAUGAUCUCUCUUGUGGCUUUGUCACAUUCUCCUCUUGUUGUUUCUCCCAUUACUCUCACCUCCCAUCAUUUCUCCCAUUGCCCCCUUCUGGUUCUCUCUCUCAUUGCUUCCAUCAUCCCCCUUUGUCAUAUCUCCCAUUCCCCCAUCAGGUUCCCUCUCCUGUCAUCUCUCCUGUUCCUUUAUCAGGUUCACACUCCUAUCAUCUCUCCCGUUCCCCUAUCAGUUCCCCCCUCCUGUUCUUUCUCUCUGCACCAUCACAUUCUUUCUCAAAAUCUCUCCCAUUGCCAAACCCCCACCAUGUUCCCCUGCCUGUUGUCUUUCACAUUACCCAUCAGGUACCCUUCCUCACUGCCAAAUGUGACAAUUUGCUUUGCCACACUAGAUUUUUUCUUUGA